GGCUCCCCGCUCCCCAGCCGCCUGACAUCUGGGAGAGCCCAACAGAAUUUCCCAUGCAUGUAAGUUCAACAAACACACACGAGAGAGAGAGAGAGAAGAAGAAGAAGAAGAACAAGAACAAGAACAAGAAGAAGAUGAGUUGUGGCAACACGGCAUCGGGAAUGAUUGGAUUGUUCAGGCCCAGAGACCAAUCUUUAGUGAUUCCAUCUCCCCACGAGAGUACAAAAUUGAGUAACCAACAGCAGAUGGAUCUCAAUGCCAAGCGGUGCACGGAAGCGGGGGUUCGAGCUGGAAUGAAGGCGGCAGGGGCUGCCGCCGUUGGCAGCGCCAUCCCUACGCUGAUUGGUGUCCGUGUCAUCCCAUGGGCAAAGGCUAAUCUCAACCACACAGCACAGGCUCUAAUUAUAUCUGCAGCCUCAACCGCAGCAUACUUUAUUACUGCUGAUAAAACUAUCUUGGAGUGUGCGAGGAGGAACAGUAGAGCAAAUUACGAGAAGUUGAUGAAAUAAGAAUGGCCAGUUAUGGUAUUUUCCUCAUAGUCUGGCCACUGGAGAUCAGCGCGGCAUCUCUUGUUUGUGCCUAUGGUGUCUAUUUUGCAGCACAAAGGCAUCUGAAUUUUAGUACCUCAGUUGAUGUUGAUAUAUUCUUUACAUUCAUAUUUUGUUACUUGUUUCUGACUUUCAUGGGAACUCAUGCAAUUUUGCUGUUGUGCUGGUUGUUCAUUUCCCCCUCUAUAUGUCAGCAGCCAGUUCCGUUGGCCUGAU
This is a messenger RNA of Nymphaea colorata (pocket water lily), 764 nucleotides long. Its product is annotated as early nodulin-93-like. NCBI's taxonomy places the organism in Eukaryota, Viridiplantae, Streptophyta, Magnoliopsida, Nymphaeales, Nymphaeaceae. The coding region runs from base 54 to 509 and encodes 151 amino acids. The record is from RefSeq and is a predicted model, not a curated record. The transcript has 4 exons.